Molecule: messenger RNA, 2637 nt
Organism: Pochonia chlamydosporia 170
Lineage: Eukaryota; Fungi; Ascomycota; Sordariomycetes; Hypocreales; Clavicipitaceae
Product: GTPase activating protein
Exons: 5
Coding region: 1-2637 (878 amino acids)
Source: RefSeq, a predicted model, not a curated record
AUGUCGCUGCAGGGCGGCGACGGUGCCUCUCCUGACCAUCAGGAGAAAAAGGUGCCGAGACCUUCGUCGGCGGCCAGCUCGAGCCCAGAUACGGGUGGAGAGCAGGAUUCAUUCGAAGAUGCUGUAGACAAUGCAGAUAGCACGGUUGACACAGUUGACGCGGGAUCUGUACGCUCAUUGACAAAACGAUCCGUUUCGGUUACGAAAAGCCUGUCGAGCCAAAUCGAUGUAGAUGACAGGGACAAGAAAAGCGCCAAGGACGAGUCCCUGGACCCCAACAAGCCAGAAUCCAAACCAAGCUCUCGCCGGACAUCAUCGCCGCUUUCACAACGCAUAUCGAACACGUCGAAUCUGGACAAUGUGAAUCUGGACGACGACGACCCUUCGAAGUCAGAUGGACCGCAAAGUCCAUCUGAAAAGGAGCUUACCAGCAAGACUUUGUCACUGAGCAGCAUAACAAAUGCCCUCCCAGCUAUGCCUUGGUCACCAUCGGGUGAAUCUCCGUCGAAGAGCCCUGGUCCUUCACUCAACGCAGUCGCCUCUCCCCCACCACAACCGGCACCAGGGCCUCCUACCCGAAAACUGACAAGCCCAUUCUCCUGGUUAUCACGAAACUCUACAAGCAAGGACAAGGAUAGCUCCACAUCUCCACCUGCUCAGCCAUCUGGUCGAAGGAACACCGCAAGCUCCAUUGCUACCUUGACAAGCAACCCCGAAAUGAUGCUCAGCAAACUUGAAGAGGAAAAUGAAGGAGCCAAUGGGGUCAAUGGUAACCAGCGUGAGAGCCUGAAAGACAGGUUUAAAGCUCUGCGAAUGCGCGAGGAAGCUGGUAUACAGGUAAUUCCUGGUGAGGGUGACGGGCAGGGUGAUGCGCUCGGGCUCGUUAGCCCAGGCGGUGAGACCGUGCCGGGCGACAAGGGCCAACUCCCUCCAGUGCCCAGUCCCAAUAAUGAAUUGCCGCCUGGCACAGUAUCUGGAGUCAAUGCCGGACCUUCAGCAAUGCAAGAAGCUCAAGUGGACUGGGACCUUUGGCAGUCAGUUGUCUAUGAAGGCCCGGCCGCUGUAGCCCGAACUAGCCCCGAGGAGUUGAACAAGGCGAUAGCCACAGGUAUUCCAAAUGCAAUCCGUGGAGUUAUUUGGCAAGUCCUUGCGCAGAGCAAAAAUGAGCAUCUUGAAACUCUGUACAAGGAACUUGUCGACAAAGGCACGGACAAGGAAAAACGGAAUAGCGGCGGCAGUACAACCGCGAGCUCAACCAACAGUGGCAACGCUGCCAGCACUAAUGGUGACGCGGUGAAAUCUUCUUCGUCAUCCGUCCAUUCGAAUCAAUCCGCUGGCAAUGGCAGUGCCUCACCCAGAAGCGAGAAGAGCCAAGAAGCGAUUGCAAAGUUGCAGGCUGCCUCGGCGGCUGAAAAGAAAAAGAAGCAGAAAGAGGAUGCAGCUGCACUACAGAAGCUCGAGAAAGUUAUCCGACGAGACUUGGGUGCGAGAACGAGCUAUUCCAAGUAUGCUGCGGCUGCAGGCCUCCAAGAUGGCCUAUUUGGUGUUUGCAAAGCAUAUGCCCUUUACGACGAGGGUGUUGGAUAUGCACAAGGCAUGAAUUUCCUGAUUAUGCCAUUGCUGUUCAAUAUGCCCGAGGACGAGGCAUUCUGUCUGCUCGUUCGGUUGAUGCACCAAUACCACCUACGAGAUCUAUUUAUCCAGGAUAUGCCUGGACUGCACAUGCAUCUAUAUCAAUUUGAGCGACUGCUGGAAGAUUUGGAGCCGGCGCUGUACUGCCACUUGCAUCGCCGUGGCAUCUCCCCGCACCUUUAUGCAACACAAUGGUUCCUCACCCUUUUCGCCUACCGCUUCCCUCUUCAACUUGUGCUACGUAUUUAUGACCUGAUCCUGUCUGAGGGCUUGUCUGCUGUCUUACGGUUCGGUAUCGUGCUGAUGCAAAAGAAUGCCAGUACGCUGUUGGAAAUAUCCGAUAUGCAACAACUUACAACACACUUGAAGGAUAAACUUUUUGAUGUAUAUAUCGACAAAGAUCCCAGCCAGGGUAGCAUUCUUGAGAACGGAUUUUUCGGAAGCUCGAGUUCAAGCAUGGACAAGGAGGUGUAUAGAGCAGACCAGCUUGUCCGAGACGCGUGUGAGGUCAAGAUCACACCAGAGGUAUUGAAGAUGUAUACUACCGAAUGGGAGGAAAAGACCAAGGCCGACAAGGAUCGUGAAGCAGAAUUGCAAGAUUUGAGAAUGGCCAAUCAGAACUUCGCUGUCCAAGUGCGCAAGUUGGAGGAGCGAGUUCAAGCUUGUGACACGGAGCAAGCGGCCCUUGCCACGGAGCUCGUUCAUACCAAAGUUGAGAAUGAGGAGCUACGAGACGAAAACGAGAGCAUGAAAGGCCAGGUCAAAGAGCUGAGAAACGUGAUUGAGAAGCAGCCCGAAGAAAUUGAGGAGAAGUGGAAGCUGGAGCGUGACGACCUGAUGAAGCGAAAUGGAAAGGUACAUGAAGAAAACGAAAAACUGGAAAAAGAAUUGGCCGAGCUUGAGGAGGAGCUGGUGCAGACAAAGAUGCGGUAUGCUGAGAUCAACGACCAGCACGAAGCACUCAACCGCAGAUGGGCGGACAUGAAGCGCCAAUUCGCAACGUAG